AUGUCCGCCGUCAACCGCGCCCUUUCCAAGUCGUUGCGGCUCCAAAAGACCUUCACAGCGUCGCAGGCUGCGCGGUCAGCGUCGGCCAAGUCACUUCUCCCACUCGGCAGUGGAGCAUCGCGAACCUCGGCCCUCAACGCUGCCCCUCGAUUCCUCUCCAGAGCCUCAACCACAUCAAGCUUCCACACAAUGGCCUCCCUCAAGUCAGCCGCCGCCACCACCCCCAAGCCCUCCGAGGGCGUGGGCUACGACCCAGAGAUCAAGGACAUUGCCGAUUACAUCCACAGCUACAAGGUCGACUCGGACCUUGCUUUCGACACGGCCAGGUAUGUCUUCCUCGAUACCAUCGGCUGCGGCCUGGAGGGCUUGCGCUUCAAGGAGUGCAGCAAGCUCCUGGGGCCCAUCGUGCCCGGCACCGUCGUGCCCAAUGGCACCAAGGUCUUCGGCACCCCCUACCAGCUCGACCCCGUCAACGGCGCCUUCAACAUCGGCGCCAUGAUCCGGUGGCUCGACUACAAUGACUGCUGGCUGGCCGCCGAGUGGGGCCACCCCUCCGACAACCUGGGUGCCAUCCUCGCCGUUGCCGACUGGGUGAACCGCACCAACAAGGCCGGCGGGAACCUGGCCGGCGGCAAGAUCUUCACUGUCAAGGACGUCCUCGAGGGCAUGAUCAAGGCCCAUGAGAUCCAGGGCUGCCUGGCCCUGGAGAACUCCUACAACAAGGUCGGCCUGGACCACGUUGUACUGGUCAAGGUCGCCAGCACCGCCGUUGUGUCCGGCAUGCUGGGCCUGAACGAGAAGCAGACCGCCGACGCCAUCACACAGGCCUGGGUCGACGGCCAGAGCCUGCGUACCUACCGUCACAGCCCCAACACCAUGUCCCGAAAGUCGUGGGCCGCCGGUGACGCCUGUCAGAGGGCCGUCAACCUCGUCCUCAAGGUCCAGAAGGGCGAGGCUGGCGUCCCCACCGUGCUGUCCGCCCCAGUCUGGGGUUUCUACGACGUCCUGUUCAAGGGCAACAAGUUUGAGUUCCAGCGCCCCUAUGGGAGCUAUGUCAUGGAGAAUGUGCUGUUCAAGGUGUCAUACCCAGCCGAAUUCCACUCCCAGACCGCCAUCGAGGCCUCGCAAAAGAUCUACAACCAGCUCAAGGCCGCGGGCAAGUCGGCGGCGGACAUCAAGGCGGUGACGAACCGCACGCACGAGGCGUGCGUGCGCAUCAUCGACAAGCAGUUCAAGCCGAUGGACAACUUUGCCGACCGCGACCACUGCGUGCAGUACAUGUGCGCGGUGAUGCUGACGUUCGGGCGGCUCGAGGCGACCGACUACACGGACGGGUCCGAGGCGGCCACGUCGCCGCUGGUCGAGUCGCUGCGGCAGAAGAUCAAGUGCGUCGAGGACCCCCAGUUCACGCGCGACUACCACGACCCGGCGCUGCGCACCAUCUCCAACGCCCUGACCGUCGAGCUCAACGACGGCUCCGUCCUCGAGGAGGUCGUCGUCGAGGCGCCCCUGGGCCACCGCCUGCGCCGCGACGAGGCCAAGCCCGAGAUCCUGGCCAAGUACAAGCGCCACCUCGAGCCGCACUACGGCGCCGACCGGGUCAAGCAGCUGGUCGACCUCGGCCUGGACGGCAAGAAGCUGGAGAGCACGCCUGUGGAUGAGUAUGUUGAUCUGUAUGUCGUUGACAAGAGUAAGUUCGUCGUGUCUUAG
Diaporthe amygdali is the source of this 1710-nucleotide messenger RNA. Its product is annotated as 2-methylcitrate dehydratase. Lineage: Eukaryota; Fungi; Ascomycota; Sordariomycetes; Diaporthales; Diaporthaceae. The transcript has 3 exons. The record is from RefSeq and is a predicted model, not a curated record. Gene Ontology annotation, molecular function: 2 iron, 2 sulfur cluster binding; 2-methylcitrate dehydratase activity. Gene Ontology annotation, cellular component: mitochondrion. Bases 1 to 1710 code for a protein of 569 amino acids.